Messenger RNA from Cuscuta campestris, 1339 nucleotides. Lineage: Eukaryota; Viridiplantae; Streptophyta; Magnoliopsida; Solanales; Convolvulaceae. The record is from the annotation of a GenBank genome assembly.
AAAAAGUGAAAACAAGACUUGUUUGGUAAAAACCAAGUCCUCAAGGUCGUAAAUCACGUGCGUACGGUUUUGACCGUUUUUCUCGUGUUAGACCGAUUGACCAGGAUACAAAAGUGGUUUUUACAAAAUAAUUAUUCGGGAACCUUUAAAAUAUGCUCAGAGAUAAAAACAAGGUUUAAAAUAUUGAAAACCACGGAGUUCACUUGCAGGUAGCAGCAGCAGCUAGGUAUAGUAACAAAGCAUUGCAAAAAAGAAAAAGAAAACAUUGCUCAAUAAAGUAUAUUUCCUCCCAAAGGUAUAACAAAUGUAUCCCUUUAUAUACAAUGCUACCUCCCUUCCUUCUUCCAUGCAUUAUUUAUGUGAAGAGGAUGAAGAUUUGCUCCUCCAACAAAUCUCCAUUUAUGGCCUCCUCCAACAACAACAACAACAACACCACCACCACCACCAACAACAACACGCUUUCGGCGAGGAGGAGAACCUCCUCGGCGCCGUUGUAGCGGAAGCGGAGGUGGCAAACAACAACAACAACAACAACGACAACGACAACAACGAUGACGAUUUUGGGAUCGACGAGGGGAUGAAGAAAAAGAACAAGAAGUGUUGCGGCAAGAAAGACCGGCAUAGUAAGAUCCACACGGCGCAAGGACCUCGGGACCGGAGGAUGAGGCUCUCCCUCGACGUGGCCCGCAAAUUCUUCGACCUGCAGGACACGUUAGGGUUCGACAAGGCGAGCAAGACCGUCGAUUGGCUCCUCAACAAGUCGAGGUUCGCUAUCGACGAGCUCGCGAACAACAACGCCAAUGCAUCCUCCAACACCACUUCCGAGUGCGAGGGGAAUUCGGGCGUGGUCGAUCAGGAAUUCUUUGAUCCCUUCGUUGGGAUGGAGGGCGGCCAACCGCUGUCUGUUCCCAUCAAUGAUGGGAAAAGAACAGGGGACAAGAAGGGGAAAGGAGGCCGAACUAGGGUUUCGGCUGCCUUCAGUCCCCUCUCAAAUAAAGAAUCAAGAAACAAGGCGAGGGAGCGGGCGAGGGAGCGUACGAAGAUGAAGAACUUGUUAACAAGCGAAACGGUGGCAAUGCAACCGUGUUUCCCGGAGGCGACCGAGGCGGCUUCCGACCACUCCCUGCCGCCGGAGGAACACAACAACUGGAGCCUCUCUAGCAUCUUCCAGUACCACCAAAACCCACCUACAAGGCAUCACCAGCAGCAAUUUGCAGACCUAUCUUACUCGAGGAAUUAUUGGGAAGGCUACAGCAAUGGGAAUCUAUGAGGAAAAGCUUUGAAGAUGUGUGUAUUACUGAAUCUUAUAUUUGUUGUAUAAUGAAGAAGUAAUGACACU